GUUUCUCUGAUUAGAAACUCGUCGAUGAGGCACUGUCAUCUUUUAUCUAUUCUUUCUUCCUGUUGUGUGUGUAGAGUGUCACAAGAAAUGAUCUUGUUUUAGUUGAUAAUAAGAGUGAUUCAGUCAGUGUCCUCUUCUGCUAAUGGAUUAUAUUCUCAACUAUUCGUUUGUUUCCGUUUGAAGGUUCUAGGAUAAGGGAAAAUGUUCACAAUAAAAUCAUGUACAUAUUGGGCGAUAUUCAUCUUGAGCCAGAUCUACUUCGCAGACUCGUACCGGCUGUACAUAGAAAGAACCUCAAAGAGAUGCGCGUAUGGAGAACGAGGAUCACUGACAGCUACAUGCGAAAAUAUAGACACGCCAUCUUUUUUCAAGAGCACGCCGUAUAGGUUCGACCACCUGGACGAAACCCUCCAAUGCCUGAACUGCUCCCUCAGGAGCAUCGAACCCAACUCCUUCGACAUCUCCGGGAACCAAAUCAAGCACCUCAUCCUGAGAAACAGCGGCAUCGGGGAGCUGCACCAGAGGGCCUUCGUCGGGCUGGUGUUCGUCUUGGACGUGGACCUGUCCAGCAACAGCAUCAGGAUGAUCAGUUCGGGAACAUUCGCCGGGAUUAAGAAGAUAGAAUCGAUCAAUCUCAAGAACAACUCGUUGGCGUUACUCUCGAACGACGGUUUUGGUGAAUUGGCGAAUUUGGUCACCCUUACCCUGAGCCAGAACAAAAUCGGGGAUAUCGAGCCUUUCGCCUUCCGCGGACUGAAAAGUAUUAAAUAUCUGAAACUCGACAGCAAUCGAAUCAACAACAUAUCCGUCGUUUUCCAAAACUUGACAACGCUGGAACAUUUAGAUCUUUCAGAUAACCGCAUCAGCGCCUUGAAAGGUAGCGAAUUCACCAACCUCACUUCGCUGUUGGAGCUGAGACUGGACAAGAACAAGAUUAAAUCCAUCCCAUCCUUGGAGUUCUUCGGAAUGCUUCAGUUGGAACUCUUGGGACUGUCCUCCAACUUGUUGUCAAGUUAUGAGUCUCAAGCGUUCGACGGUUUGACCAUGCUGGAGACGCUGGAUUUGGGCAACAAUCAACUGACCAGUAUUCGAGAAAAAUCCUUCACCAGUCUACACGGCCUAGUCAACCUGAAUCUGACAGGUAAUCGUUUCACAGUGUUCCAAGUGAGGAGAUUCGCAGGUCUGCCAAAACUGAGGAUUCUAGAUUUGUCCAACAAUAAGAUAGAAGACAUCGACGUGUCCGGCAUCUUCCCUCUACACGACCUGCACACUCUGGACCUAUCAAGAAACAACCUGACUGAUCUUGACUACGUGAGUCUUCUCCAUAGAAUGCCCAGAGUUUCGUACCUGUCCCUACAGGGUAACGACUGGCGUUGCGACUUAGAAUCGGAUAUGGAGAAGUACUUCAACGGGGAGAAUUUCAAAUUCCAACUUUUCGACAAGAAGAACGGAAGCGUCAAAUGCAAUGACAGCAUCCCGAAGAAGAAUCACGUGUUCCAGGCGCUAUCUGUUGGGGAAAGCUCAGUGGUGGCAGAACAAAGCGCGGCUACUUCUCAGCUACCGGUUAUUUUCGGUUUGAUCUUCUUAGCUUUCGCCGUGAUACUGCUCAGUUACGGCCAGUACCAGAUCUCGAGGGAGCUGCGCUUCAACCCUUUGCUCAGGAGGAGGAGGACUCAAUCUGAAGUCAAGCUGUUUCAGUCGGAAAUUCGCGAUGACGACAGUGAUUUUCCUAAGUAAUGAUUAAUCUAUUUAUUCGUGAUAUUUUUCAAUCCAUUGUGAGAUUUGUUUAUUCGAUUGAGUGUAUUUUUGAUUAGAAGUAUUAUAUUCUA
This is a messenger RNA of Coccinella septempunctata (seven-spotted ladybird), 1829 nucleotides long. Its product is annotated as insulin-like growth factor-binding protein complex acid labile subunit. Gene Ontology annotation, molecular function: protein binding. Lineage: Eukaryota; Metazoa; Arthropoda; Insecta; Coleoptera; Coccinellidae. The record is from RefSeq and is a predicted model, not a curated record. The coding region runs from base 202 to 1737 and encodes 511 amino acids. The transcript has 2 exons.